AUGCGAUCGCUACUGAAUCAGACAACGCGGAUCAAGAUUACUGAUGGACGACUGUUUAUCGGCCAGUUUAUGUGUAUCGACCACUCCAAGAACAUUAUCCUCUCCGCAGCAUACGAAUACCGGACAACAGCAAAGGCCAAUAACAACAACAACAAUAAUACCUCCGACUGUACCGACGCUGAAUCUGAUAUCAAGAGCAGUAGUACAUCUGGCGCAGGAGAAGAUAUCCCAUUGAAGACGCUGUCUAUCAACGCUCAGCAUGAUACAGUCUUGACCACCGGACAAACAAAGAGAUUUGUUGGACUGGUCAUGAUCCCAGGACACCACAUCGUGAAGGCAGACAUUGACUGCAGUCAUUUACGAGGAGCUGAUUCAAGGAUAAAGGCGCCAACGAAGAUCUACGGACUCGACUACUUGCGAGGAUAG
Molecule: messenger RNA, 426 nt
Organism: Linnemannia hyalina
Lineage: Eukaryota; Fungi; Mortierellomycota; Mortierellomycetes; Mortierellales; Mortierellaceae
Source: the annotation of a GenBank genome assembly